Messenger RNA from Sinocyclocheilus rhinocerous, 3828 nucleotides. RefSeq names its product ubiquitin carboxyl-terminal hydrolase 20. Bases 136 to 2391 code for a protein of 751 amino acids. Gene Ontology annotation, biological process: protein deubiquitination. The record is from RefSeq and is a predicted model, not a curated record. The transcript has 25 exons. Gene Ontology annotation, molecular function: cysteine-type deubiquitinase activity; zinc ion binding. Lineage: Eukaryota; Metazoa; Chordata; Actinopteri; Cypriniformes; Cyprinidae.
UCAUGCUGUAUUCAGUAUGGAUGCUGCUUAGUACACUGCUACCCACCACUGUUACAAAUACCACCGAUUGGCCUAAAAUGAUCAUCUAUGAGCGUUAUUUUUGUUUCUGUCUGACAGAGUGAGGUGAAAAUCAAGAUGACUGACAAUGGGGAUCUUUGUCCUCACUUGGACUCUAUUGGUGAAGUUACUAAGGAGGAACUGAUUCAGAAAUCAAAGGGCACAUGUCAGUCAUGUGGAGUUGGUGGACCCAACCUCUGGGCAUGUCUACAGUGUGACUGUCCCUAUGUAGGCUGCGGAGAAUCAUAUUCUGAUCACAGUACUAUACAUGCACAGGCCAAAAAACACAAUCUGACAGUAAACUUGACCACAUUCAGGGUGUGGUGUUAUGUAUGUGAGAGGGAGGUGUUUCUGGAACCAAAGCCUGUUACUCCUGUAUCAUUAGCUCACUGCUGCAAACCACAUGAACAGGAUCCUCUUCCCCAGACAACAUGUUACCCGUUAAAAGCAGUGCCUAUCGCAGUGGCAGAUGAGGAAGGCUCAGAAUCUGAGGAGGAUGAGCUCAAACCUAGAGGUCUCACAGGGAUGAAGAACAUUGGGAACUCCUGUUACAUGAAUGCUGCACUGCAGGCCCUGUCCAAUUGUCCUCCUUUGACUCAGUUUUUCCUGGAUUGCAGUGGGUUGGUCCGUACGGAUAAGAAGCCGGCGUUGUGUAAAAGCUAUCAGAAGCUUAUCUCUGAGCUCUGGCACAAGAAACGUGUUAAUCUUACUCACUACAAACUUUUGAACGAACCUGAUAAUGAAGCUUCCAUGCAUUGUCCGUCCUCUCGUCCCUGUAGCCCCACUCGCAGUGUGCAAGAACUCCACUCCAGACUCUCCAGCAGCCCACCUAGAUCCAGCCCCCUCAGAGCUGGACCCACUUAUACAUUCAAGAGAGCUCAGAUGCUUCUGAGCACCAAGAAGAAGAAGCAGUCCCGUUUCCGCAGUGUUAUUUCAGAUAUCUUUGAUGGAUCCAUUCUGAGUCUUGUUCAGUGUUUGACAUGUGACCGGGUUUCAACAACUGUGGAGACCUUUCAGGACCUGUCUUUGCCUAUUCCGGGUAAAGAGGAUUUGGCCAAACUCCAUUCCUCCAUCCACCAGAGUGCUCCUGUUAAAGCUGGUUUCUGCACGGAUGGCUAUGCUGCCCAGGGCUGGAUCUCCUACAUCAUGGAAUCUAUACGAAGGUUUGUAGUGUCCUGUAUUCCGAGUUGGUUUUGGGGCCCAAUGGUAACGCUGGAGGACUGCCUGGCAGCCUUCUUUGCUGCUGAUGAGCUGAAAGGAGACAACAUGUACAGCUGUGAACGAUGUAAAAAACUGAGAAAUGGUGUGAAAUAUUGUAAAGUUCUGCGUCUGCCAGAAAUAUUGUGCAUUCACCUGAAGCGUUUCAGGCAUGAAGUCAUGUACUCGUUCAAGAUAAAUAGCCACGUGUCAUUCCCAUUGGAGGGUUUGGAUCUUAAGCCCUUCUUGGCUAAGGAGAGCCCAUCUCAGAUUACUACCUAUGACCUACUGUCUGUCAUCUGUCAUCACGGCACUGCUGGGAGAGGUCACUACAUAGCGUACUGUCAGAAUGUGAUCAAUGGGCAGUGGUACGAAUUUGACGAUCAGUAUGUAACAGAAGUGCAUGAGACGGUAGUGCAGAACGCUGAAGCGUAUGUUCUCUUCUACAGGAAGAGCAGUGAAGAAUCUGUGAGAGAGAGACAGAAGGUUGUCGCUCUGGCUAAUUUAAAGGAGCCCAGUCUGCUGCAGUUCUACAUCUCCAGAGAAUGGCUCAACAAGUUCAACACAUUCGCUGAGCCCGGACCCAUCACCAACCACACUUUCCUCUGUCAGCAUGGAGGAAUCCCUCCUACUAAGUACCAUUAUGUGGACGAUCUGGUUGUGAUCCUUCCCCAAAAUGUGUGGGAAUAUCUCUACAACAGGUUUGGGGGAGGCCCGGCUGUGAAUCACUUAUACGUGUGUGCCAUCUGCCAAGUAGAGAUCGAGACUUUAGCCAAACGGCGGAAACUGGAGAUAGACACCUUCAUCAAGUUAAACAAGGAGUUUCAAGCUGAAGAAGCGCCUACAGUCAUCCUGUGUAUCAGCAUGCAGUGGUUUAGAGAAUGGGAGAACUUUGUCAAGGGCAAAGACAACGAGCCACCAGGCCCCAUUGACAACAGCAAGAUUGCAGUAAUGAAAGGCGGACAUAUCCAGCUUAAACAAGGCGCAGACUAUGGGCAGAUAUCUGAAGAAACGUGGCAGUACUUGUUAAGUAUUUAUGGCGGUGGGCCAGAGAUUGCAGUGCGGCAAACAAUCAGCCCCCCAGACACUGACACGCAUGGUGAGAGGAAGAUAGAGGCAGAGACCAGAGCCCUCUGAAAGGGCUGAAGAAAGGAGAGUGCAGAAGGAGGAGGAGAGAAGGAUGCAGAGAGCUGCAGACCACCCAACUGAGCGCCAGUCUUGUCUGCUGGAAAAAGGAUUGUAAUUUUCUUCCCAAUGCUGGACGAUGGUCCGAGUGAUGUGCAUGGACUGAAAACACCACAGAGACUUUAGCAACAGUAGCGACAAUGAUCAAUGUCACACCCAGGAUUCUCAGGGUGGGAGGAUACAGCUUCACUGAUCUUUGACUAUGGCAAAAUAGGGACUGCAUUAGCUUCCGAUAUUCUAUAUGUUCAGAAAGUAAUGUGAUUUCAAACUAAAAACAGGUGUGGUACUGCAUUUUUGAGAUAAACACUCAUCUGCGAUAUCGUGUUCCAGUUUGUCAUGUUACUAACCGACAAUAAGAGAUUGAAAUAUUACUGACCAUGUUCCAAUAUUUGCACACUGACCUUGUAAACUUAUGACCUUUCAGUAAUUCCCUGGCAGUCUUCAGUCUAGCCGAUACGUUUGUGGUCUGCAGUGCACACGCUACAACGAUUUGACUCAUAGUCCUUGUCUUUUCUUGUCUCAAUGCAUCCUUUUCAGUUUUUAUCUUGUACUCCACCUUGUAAUUGUCACUACCUCCAGGCGAGGGUUUGAACAAAGCAUUCCUAGGAAAGACCUACUUAGACAUAGUUGCUUUCUCACGCUCUCUUUUCUUUUCAUAUAGCUCUUUUCACACAGACACAUUCAUUGUUUGCCAUCUUAUGUUGCAUCCAACCAUAUGACGAGUCCAAGCUGCUGUUAAUCAGCGAUUGUGUGACAGCCAGUGCUUGAAUGAGUAAAUGCCUCUAUACUGCAAACGUGUUUCAGUGUGUACCUUUUAAAAGUUGAUGUCAUAUAGGGUGUCAUAUAUGAUGUCAUAUAGUUUUCUGUUCUUGAAAGCAGUUAGCAUCUGACCACAUUUUGGAAAUAACAUACAGCAAUGGGUUGUGCCAUUUGCACGCAGUUGAUUGAUAUGUGGAGUGUGUCUGGCUCACGAAGAGGCCAGACAUCAGUGGACAUGUCUCAUUUGCCAGAGGUCACUCAGCAGGACUACCACAGACUCUCAGGCCUCCACUAUACUUCCUCUUUCUCUGAUGCAGAGGACUGCUGUGAUGACAUCACAAGCACAAGCUCCUCCUCCUCCUCGGACUAUCUCAGAAUAGACUGUUGACACUUGUGGUUUCAGACUUUUGCAGGUUACUCAUACCUUGUGCCGAAUAUUGCCUUUCUUUUUGGCUCCAAAUUCUGUCACUCACAAUGUGACAGUGUGACAAUGAAAUAUGCUUAGUCUGCCCAAAUUAAACUAAUGAGGUCCUUGUCUUGACUCUGUGGAAAGGGAUUGUUCUCUCAUCCACAAUGUUCCGCAGUUCAGUUCCUGCUCAAUUUGAGCAACAAACCCAUUAUUGUCAAGGA